Polyodon spathula (Mississippi paddlefish) is the source of this 733-nucleotide messenger RNA. RefSeq names its product pleiotrophin-like. Lineage: Eukaryota; Metazoa; Chordata; Actinopteri; Acipenseriformes; Polyodontidae. The transcript is spliced from 4 exons. The coding region runs from base 239 to 718 and encodes 159 amino acids. Gene Ontology annotation, molecular function: growth factor activity. The record is from RefSeq and is a predicted model, not a curated record.
CAGCCUCUGUUUUCCUUUCUCUCUUGUUGUAGCUCUUCCCCUGCAGAGAACUCAGUCCCUCGAGUGACCUUUUCUUAAUGAGCCUCAGAUCACGAGUUAGUAAAGAAGCUUUCAGUUUACUCUUCAGAACAAAAUAAGCAUCACAUUGCAAGUCCCCGGGCAGAGCCAGAGAGUGAGGAGAGAAAGAGGAAAGAAAAACAAGGCAACGAUCAUCUACUUCUACCUUCCAAACUUAAAAAUGGCGCGGCAGUGGAAGAUGGGAGGACUCGUGUUGGUCCUACUAGUUCUCUCAGCAAUGGCAGUGGAUGCUGGAAAGGCAGAGAAAUCAGGCAAGAAGGAGCGCAAGUCGGACUGUGGGGAGUGGCAGUGGAGUGUCUGUGUGGCAAAUGUUGGGGACUGUGGCCUGGGAACAAGAGAGGGAACCCGCACAGGGAAUGAGUGCAAGCAAACCAUCAAGACUCAGAGGUGCAAGAUCCCCUGCAACUGGAAGAAGCAGUUUGGAGGUGAUUGCAAGUAUGACUUCCAGGCUUGGGGGGAGUGUGACCUGUCCACUGGCAAAAAGACCCGCACUGGAACCCUGAAAAGAGCCCUGCUGGACGCUACCUGCUCUGACCCUGUCAGUGUGACCAAGCCCUGUGGAAAAACUGUCAAGACGAAACCACAAGGUGAGCCUAAACUCCAGCAAGGUAUCUCAAUAGGUCAUGCUGGACUGAAGUAACCCAGCUGUGAAUCC